AUGAAGCUGGACAUAAAGAAAACUUUCAGUAAUAGAUCCGAUAGGGUCAAAGGUAUUGACUUCCAUCCAACCGAACCAUGGGUUCUAACAACCUUGUACUCCGGCCGUGUUGAAAUUUGGAAUUACGAAACACAAAUUGAGGUCAGAUCCAUUCAAGUCACCGAAACUCCUGUAAGAGCAGGUAAAUUCAUUGCAAGAAAAAACUGGAUAAUUGUAGGAAGUGACGAUUUCAGGAUCAGAGUCUUCAAUUAUAACACCGGUGAAAAAGUCGUUGAUUUUGAAGCUCAUCCAGACUAUAUACGUUCCAUUGCUGUACACCCAACAAAACCUUAUGUCUUGUCCGGUAGUGACGAUUUAACAGUCAAACUGUGGAAUUGGGAAAACAAUUGGGCUCUCGAACAGACCUUUGAGGGUCAUGAACAUUUUGUUAUGUGCGUAGCAUUCAAUCCAAAGGACCCUACUACAUUUGCCUCCGGUUGUUUAGAUCGAACAGUUAAAGUUUGGUCGUUGGGCCAGUCAACACCAAAUUUCACUUUAACUACGGGGCAAGAAAGGGGCGUUAACUACGUUGAUUACUACCCAUUACCUGACAAGCCUUAUAUGAUCACUGCGUCGGAUGACUUGACCAUCAAGAUCUGGGACUACCAAACAAAGUCAUGCGUAGCCACUUUAGAAGGUCACAUGUCUAAUGUUUCGUUUGCUGUUUUCCACCCAACUUUACCAAUCAUAAUUUCUGGUUCUGAAGAUGGUACUUUGAAGAUCUGGAACUCUUCCACUUACAAGGUGGAGAAAACUUUAAACGUUGGUUUAGAAAGAAGUUGGUGUAUUGCCACUCAUCCAACUGGACGUAAAAACUACAUUGCGUCCGGGUUUGAUAACGGGUUCACUGUGCUUUCGUUAGGUAAUGAUGUUCCAACUUUAUCGCUUGAUCCUGUUGGUAAGUUGGUAUGGUCAGGUGGUAAAAAUGCAGCAGUUUCCGACAUAUUCACUGCUGUUAUAAGAGGCAACGAAGAAGUCGAACAAGAUGAACCAUUAUCCUUACAAACUAAAGAACUUGGGUCCGUCGAUGUUUUCCCUCAGUCUUUAGCUCAUUCUCCAAACGGUAGGUUCGUUACAGUUGUUGGGGACGGUGAAUACGUUAUUUAUACAGCUUUGGCUUGGAGAAACAAAGCUUUUGGUAAAUGCCAAGACUUUGUUUGGGGCCCUGACUCCAACAGUUAUGCCUUAAUUGACGAGACCGGACAAACAAAAUACUAUAAGAAUUUUAAGGAAGUUACAUCAUGGUCUAUCCCAUUACACUCAGCAGUCGAUAGGCUAUUUUCAGGUGCUUUGUUGGGUCUUAAAUCCGAAGGCUUUGUUUAUUUCUUCGACUGGGACAACGGUGCGCUGGUCAGAAGAAUUGAUGUUAAUGCUAAGGACGUGAUUUGGUCCGAUAACGGUGAAUUGGUCAUGAUCAUCAACACUAACGACAGCGGUGACGAAGCCAGUGGUUACACUUUAUUAUUCAACAGAGAUGCUUACCUCGAAGCAGCAAAAGACGGCAACAUUGACGACUCAGAAGGUGUUGACGAAGCAUUCGACGUAUUGUAUGAAUUAAGCGAAUCUGUUACAUCGGGUAAAUGGGUUGGCGAUGUCUUUAUUUUCACCACAGCAACCAAUAGGCUAAAUUACUUCGUCGGUGGUAAGACUUAUAAUUUGGCUCAUUACACAAAAGAAAUGUACCUAUUAGGCUAUUUGGCUCGUGACAACAAAGUAUACUUAGCUGAUAGAGAGGUGCAUGUUUAUGGUUACGAAAUAUCUUUAGAGGUUCUCGAGUUUCAAACAUUAACUUUAAGAGGAGAAAUUGAAGAAGCUAUCGAAAAUGUUCUCCCAAAUGUCGAAGGUAAGGACUCUUUAACUAAGAUUGCUAGAUUUUUGGAAGGUCAAGAGUAUUAUGAAGAAGCACUAAACAUAUCCCCAGAUCAAGAUCAAAAGUUCGAAUUAGCCUUGAAAGUUGGUCAACUUACGCUGGCUCAUGAUUUGUUGACAGACGAGAGUGCUGAUAUGAGAUGGAGAUCACUAGGUGACGCAUCUUUACAAAGAUUCAAUUUCAAACUUGCUAUUGAAGCUUUCACAAAAGCACACGACCUAGAAUCCUUAUUCUUAUUGCAUUCAUCUUUCAAUAAUAAAGAGGGAUUAAUUACUUUAGCUAAAGAUGCUGAAACUGCUGGUAAAUUCAAUUUGGCAUUCAAUGCUUAUUGGGUUGCUGGUGAUAUAGAAGGUGCUAAAGAACUUUUAAUCAAAUCCGAGAGGUUCUCAGAAGCAGCUUUAUUAGGUUCGACAUAUGGUCUAGGGGAUAAUGAAGUUAAUGAUAUUGUCAAGAAAUGGAAAGAAAGUUUAGUACUCAAUGGAAAGAAAACUGUAUCAGAAAGAAUAUGCGAGACCGAAGGGUUACCAAGCUCAUCAAAGGCAGCUGAUGCACAACCUCUAAUUGAUUUAGAUUCUGCUCCAACAUCGAAACAUGCCCAAGAAAUUCAAAAUACUGAAAUCGAAGAAGGCGAGUUUGUAGAAUCAAACAUAAAAGAACCUGAAGGAGAAAAGGAGGUAGAAACUUCACAACCAAAAGAAGAAGAUGAACAAGGGCAACAGGAAAAGGCUGCCGCCGCAGAAGAAGAGAACGAGAGCAAGUCGGAGAAAGACGAAUAA
Saccharomyces eubayanus is the source of this 2685-nucleotide messenger RNA. It is a transcript of the gene SEC27, whose product is annotated as coatomer subunit beta'. Gene Ontology annotation, biological process: retrograde vesicle-mediated transport, Golgi to endoplasmic reticulum; endoplasmic reticulum to Golgi vesicle-mediated transport; intra-Golgi vesicle-mediated transport. The record is from RefSeq and is a predicted model, not a curated record. Bases 1 to 2685 code for a protein of 894 amino acids. Gene Ontology annotation, cellular component: COPI vesicle coat. Gene Ontology annotation, molecular function: structural molecule activity; protein binding. Lineage: Eukaryota; Fungi; Ascomycota; Saccharomycetes; Saccharomycetales; Saccharomycetaceae. The transcript has 2 exons.